Messenger RNA from Protopolystoma xenopodis, 627 nucleotides. NCBI's taxonomy places the organism in Eukaryota, Metazoa, Platyhelminthes, Monogenea, Polystomatidea, Polystomatidae. The record is from the annotation of a GenBank genome assembly.
AUGCGUCUUCAGGCCAACCCCAAACCGCUGAGGCUAACCGGCACUGGCCUACCCGCAAGUCUGUGGCUGUUGUCGCCAUCACAUAACCUUGAGCAGUUCUUGGCCAAUGGAUUGCCGAGUUUGGACGAGUUUGAGGCCAAAUUCACACGCCUUCGCAACGUCAGCAUCCGCUUGGGGCAAAUCUCAGACAACUACAUCGUCGGCCCACUGGAAGUGAACACAAGCAAGUUCAAGCUGGCGGCAAAACAGCUGCUCGGCGAACACGAAAUGGUAUUUGUGCGAAAAUGCACCGAAUUGUACGUGAUACAGGUGGUACCGAUCGCGGCCACCAUAGACGAGUUUGAGAGGGUCCUUUCUCGCACACUUGGAAACCUGGACGAUCUGGCCUUCGCCAUGGAGGCGCUGCACAGCUUCUAUCGCAAUGAGGUCAACCUCGACCUGGAGAUCGCACAAGCUGAGGAGGCAGCAGUGAAGUGUAAACCGAUGUCCAUCUCGAAUUGGAGAGUUUUUUGGAAAGCAACAAUGUUUCUAAUUCCACCACCAACUCUCGUCUCAACUGACGCGACAAAGGCCAUUCUAUAUCUGCUGACGGUUACGAGAUCUGCCGAUGAUGUAGGAGUAAGGUAA